GUCAUUUUUUUUGGGACACUCGAAACUCUCAGUUUCAAAAAAUGAACUUGAUGUUUAUCCAUUGCACCUUCUCACUCUCUUUCCAGAGGCCUGAAAUGCAGAUGCCUCUUAUCCCCCAAUUCUUCUUCUCCUUCCUCCUGAUACUCAUACUCGAUGAAAGUUCGGCAGCACGAAGCCAGCCCUGCUCAGCUCCGCCCUUUUCCUAUCCUUGCCCGCCCUUCGAUUCCGAUCCUCCGCCUUUCCCUUUCGCGGCGGUGAGCGGAUGCGGCCACCCGGGGUUCCGCAUCCACUGCGACUCCCCUCAUUCCCUCAUCUCCAUAGACAACUUCAUCUUCCAACUCUUCCGAGUCAGCCCUUCCUCUCUCCAGAUCGCCUUUCCCCACUCCCUCCCUGCCCGCCCUUUCAACCUCUCCGCCCCAUUCGGCCCCUCCCCCUCUUCCUGCGCUCGCCUCAGUCGUGUCCCUGGCGUUGGAGUCACGAACGAGAGCCUCAGCCGAUGGCAGCGGCGCCUCCUCCUCCACCCCCUCCUCCUCCUGCCUGCAUGUAAACCCCCCUUCUCCCAGUCUCACCACAAUGAUAGUACUCCUGUGGAUCUCCAUGAGUACUUGAGAUCGGGCGCAAUGGAGGUUGUGUGGGAUGAGGAGGAUGCCUAUUUCGGGGGCUGCCAGGUGUGCCGGCUCGCUCAUGGUCUCUGUGGCUUCAAUGAGACCGAUCCUCGCAAACCUUUCCUCUGUUACCCUAGUGCAUCUGCUGAGUUAUCUCAGCGCGGGGCUUACCACAAGAUCCUUGUAGGAAUCUGUGUUGUGGCAGUGGCCUUGAGCAUUGUGGGGCUGCUGGUGCUGCUUGUUGCUGUGAUUUUGAGGUACAAGCGGCGGGGAAUGGUGGUGGAACAGGACGACCUGAGCAAGGUUUUCCACAAAGACGCCUUGCUGCUCCACCACAUGAGUAAGCCUCUCCAUCUCGACCAACAACCACACUCUUUUGCCUACGAGGAGCUCGCAAUCUCGACCAACCACUUCGACCCCAAGCGCAAGCUCGGUGAUGGUGGGUUCGGUUCGGUGUAUCUCGGCCAGCUACCCGACGGUCAGCUCGUGGCGGUCAAGAAGCUGCACAGGCACACCGCAGGCAAGGCUAAAUCCUUCCGGAACGAGAUCCUAGUCCUCUCCGGCUUAAGCCAUCCCCACCUGGUCAAGCUUCAUGGCUUUUGCUGCGAUUCAAGAGGCCUGCUGCUUGUGUACGAGUAUGUCCCCAAUGGGACGCUUGCCGACCAUCUCCAUUGCCGCAGGCACAAGCGGCUGGGGUGGAGCACGCGCCUCUGCAUGGCAUUGCAGACUGCCGAGGCCAUUGCAUACCUACACACCGCCGUGAGUCCGCCCAUCGUGCACAGAGACGUAACUGCGGCCAACAUUUUCGUGGAGAAGGGGCUGAGCAUUAAGGUAGGCGACUUCGGCCUGUGCAGACUGCUUUUGGAUGGGGGUGGCGGCGGCGGCGGCAGCGGAGGCGGGGUGUGGACCGGGCCGCAGGGUACACCAGGGUAUUUAGAUCCGGACUACCACCGCUCCUAUUGUCUGACAGAGAAGAGUGAUGUGUACAGCUUCGGUGUGGUUUUGCUCGAGCUUAUAUCAGGGAAGAGAGCGGUGGACAUGAGCAGGGACAAGAGGGAGGUGGGGCUGGCGGAUAUGGCAGUGGCCAAGAUACAGGUUGGGGCGCUGCACGAGGUGGUUGACCCGGAGGUGCAAGGGGCUAUGGCCGCAGUGAGCAGCGUGGCGGAGCUGGCAUUCCGAUGCGUUGCGGCCGAUAAGGACGACAGGCCUGAUAUGAGGGAGGUGGUGGCGGAGCUUACCAGAAUUAGUAGGGAUUGCACCUGAGAGCAAUGCCAAUGCACACAAACAACUGCAACCAUUUUCCAUUGCAUAUUGGGGCAACGAGGGUAAUGGUGGCAAUGGGCCCAACUAGACCAGGGACCCGACGGGUUACCUGAACUCAGGUACGGCCAUACCCAACCUGUACCUGUGCCAUAUUGGCAAUUAUGCGUGGUUCGGUGCUCAUGUUCAUAUUGCCACAAGGCAACAUUUACAGUAUUAUCGGCCAAAAAAGGAAAAAGAAAAAAAAACAUGGUAAUAAGGUAUAUGAUGGUUAAAAAAAAAAAAGAAACAAAAAAAGAAAAAAAAAGAGCAAAAACCGACUGGUCUGGGUACGGAUCCAAAAUUUAGACCAAAUACCAUUUGGGUCCGGGUUUGAGUGCAGCCGUACCCGGCCCAUUGCCACCGGGCCAUUAACUCUUUCUUUUCAUAAUUGGGCUUGGACAUGACUUCUUAGUAGUUGUCGUUAGCAGUGCUACAUACUAAGUUCAAUUCUUAGUGCUAAUCAUCCAAAAAAGUUUACACAAAAACUGACCGGUUCUUUUGUAGCCCCGAAGCCCGUUAUUUUUAAUUUAAAAAUCAAUUGUAUUUUUUUUUUAUUUAUGAAUAUUACAUUGUCCACCAUUUUUAAUCCCAUUUUAGAUCAAUUUUAGUAAUAAUGGAUUUACUUUAGCCCCAUUUCAGAUCUAAAAGUAGUUCUUUAUCGAAUUUCAGUUUCGGUGAGAUAUUUUUCAAUGAAAUAUCGUCAGUUUCAUCUUAAAA
Amborella trichopoda is the source of this 2624-nucleotide messenger RNA. RefSeq names its product Protein kinase superfamily protein. Gene Ontology annotation, biological process: protein phosphorylation. Gene Ontology annotation, molecular function: protein kinase activity; ATP binding. The record is from RefSeq and is a predicted model, not a curated record. Lineage: Eukaryota; Viridiplantae; Streptophyta; Magnoliopsida; Amborellales; Amborellaceae.